AUGACGUCACGGCGGCGCGGUGCAGCUCGGGAGAGUGACGUCGGCAGCAGAGGCCCCGCCCCGCACGCACGGCACGCAGGUGACGCAGGAUACGUACGGUGCACGCGCCGCCCCGAGUGUCGCAGCGAUCAGUCCCCGCGCCAGGCUGCGAGACCGGAACCGGAACCCACCUCCCGGGACCCCCGCACAGGCCUUGACGUCAGGACGAUGUACAAUGGAAUUGGGCUACCCACUCCGCGAGGCAGUGGCACAAAUGGUUACGUCCAGCGGAACCUGUCAUCGGUGAGACAUAAGAAGGACCGGACGGAUUAUAAGUCUGAGGAAGAGCUGAAGAAACUGGAGAAUCUCUUGGUGAAGAAGCCCAACCAGGAGAUCUUGGACCAUGAAAGGAAAAGGAAGGUGGAGCUGAAAUGCCUGGAACUGGAGGAGAUGAUGGAGGAGCAGGGGUACAGUGAGGCUGAGAUUCAGGAGAAGGUGGCCACCUUCAGGCUCAUGCUGCAAGAGAAGGAUCUGACAGCCAUCAAAGAAGGGGAGAAGCUGAAAGCCAACCUUUCAGAGACUCACCAGCUGGCUGAGGCCAACGAGAAGAAGAAUGAGCGCCUGCGAGCGGCCUUUGGGAUCAGCGACAGUUACGUGGAUGGGAGCAGCUUCGACCCCAACCGCAGAGCAGCCGCCAAGCAGCAGGAGCAGCAGAAGUCAUACAGUAUAGUCGCCGGCUCUGACACGUCGCGUUCUCCCUCUCCUACUCCGUCCAAGCACAAGAAAAAGAAGAAGAAGAAAGAUGGAGGCCGGUCUACCAGCCGCUCCUCCAGUCACAAAGAGAAAAGGUCCCGAAAACACAGGUCCUCAUCAAACUCUAAGAAGAGGAAGCACAGGUCAUCCAGCUCGAAAAGCAAACGCAAAACUAAGGACAAGAAGACGAAAAGUGGUUCCUCUAAAGAGAGACGCGCGUCGUCCUCCUCUGCUGACAGGAGCUCCGGGAGCAGGUCACGGAGCAGUCCUCGCAAGAGCAACAUAGAAAGGCGUAAACACUCAGAUACCACAAAGCAUACCCCAGAGAGACUGAGAUCAGUCACCCCAAACAGAGACCGGAGAGCUGAUAGAGGCCGGAGCCCAGAGCAGAGACAUAGAGCUAAGGGAUCGAGGAAUGAGCCAAGUAGCAGAGACCGGUCGUCAUCGCUGUCUCCUAAAAGGCGUAAAGAGCCAGGACCUGAUGGAGACAUCAGUAAGAGAGAAACUAAGAACCGAGAGAGGACUGAGAAGAAUUCACUCCUCGGUACUGCCCGAGAGAAGUCGCCUGCCCCAGACAAGUCACCUGCUCGAGAGAAGUCACCUAUAUAUAGUCCGGCUCUCAAAAAGAGAGGUAGAAAUGACAGUCCAAAGGAGAAGAGUGUGGAGGGGAGACCGAGAGUUCAUUCUCCGGAACAAAGGCAGUCGCCAGCUAGACAGAAGAAGCAGUCUACUAAAUCAUCAAGGAGGGAAAGAAGUCCAUCCCAAGAGAAGGCUUCCCCAAAACAAAUACCCAUGGAGAGUUCUUCAAGACAUGGAAAAUAUAUUGAUAAGAAACGUUCUCCACCAGCCCCAAGUAAGAAAGUAUCGAAGAGUGCACAGUCCUCAUCAUCAUCAUCUUCUUCCUCCUCUUCAUCUUCGUCAGGUAGUGAAACGUCUGAUCACGAGAAGGGCAGGAAAGAAAUGAGAAAUAGAGCAGAACAACAACUUGGCAGUAAGCCUGGGAAGUCUGCGACACAAGCAAAGCCGUCGCCGGUUAGACCAAGAGACCCUGGCAGGAUGUCGAGGAAAAGUGUUUCACGUAGUCCUCAGAGACCACCUAAAUUAAAGACUCCACCUCUUAAAAAUCGUUCAAUUUCAAAGUCCCCUCCAAGGAAAGGUCGCACAAAAUCCCCUUGUCGCAAACCAAGAUCUCCCUCCUUUACACCCCCAAGAAGGGCAAAGUCCAAGACCCCCAAAAGCAAGGUACGAUCCCCCAGAAAAUCCCCACGAAAACCACGAUCGCCAUCGCUUAGUCCUCCCCGCAAAGCUAGAUCUAGAACGCCCCAGCGAAGAGCAAGAUCUGCGUCAAGGACACCCCCUCAUCACUAUCGUGAUAUGGGGGCUAAGUCCCCUCAUAGUGAUGGCAAACGUGGGAUAGCACCGCCACGUGACAAGUCUGCACCUGACAAUUCUCAGAAGAGAGGAGGGGGUUGGCCCCAGUCAUCUAGGAAUAAAGCAAGGUCACCUUCUAGGUCUCCAGUCAGGAAUAAAAGCUCAGUUGCUCCUUCGCCUCGAAGGAGGACAAGAUCACGUUCUAGGUCAUCUUGUAGACAGAGAAGAUCGUACACUCGCUCUCCACCCAGGAGAGCGAAGUCACGUUCUCGGUCUUUAAAGCGGGGGAAUACAUAUCUGUCAAAGUCUGGACAGAAACAGAUAACAUCCCAUGGUAAAAGAUCACGUUCUCGUUCUACAUCAAGGUACCGAAGGGGCCGGUCGCCUUUUGAAGCUCUAGUGGGCUCUAGGUCACGUAGCCUUAGUCCACGUCCAUAUGUGAAAAACAAUUCUCGUUCACAAACACCAAGAAAGCGGGUGUCGCCACGUUCUCCGAAGCAACAGUCGCUUACUAGAACAAAACAAAAGAAAGCAGCAUCUCCUAAUGCUGUAGAGAGACCUCAGGCCUACAGGAGAUCUUCAUCACGUUCAUUGUCUCCAUUACAGAAGAGACUUUCUCCAAGAACUAAAGCCAGACGCUCAGUAUCCAGGUCCAAAUCCCCUGCAAAAGUUAAGCCAACAAGGUCAUCAAGAUCACCUUCUCUCCAAAGCCGUAGUGCAUCCAGAAAUACUGUAAAACAGGUGGAUUCUAUUAGGAAAAGAUACAGCUCUUCCCCCGAGAGCAGAGGAAGGCAUACCAAAUAUUCUCCAGAGAAAACAAAGCCACUUGAGACUUCAGCAUACAAAGAGCUAUGGGAAAACAAUCCUGCACGUGUUAGGAGCCCAUCGAGGUCGCCAGUCUCGCACAGAAGUAGAUCACCCGAUAAUACACCGCCCAUUCAUAAUGCAGGUGGUGAUGCUGGUAGAUCUAGAACAGCAUUGCACAAGGCGUCCAUAGCUUCUCCUGAGUCUAGGCCGAAGUCUGAUUGUUUGUCCACCCUUUCCCGUGCCAAGUCAUCUGUGUCUCCAGUAAGGAAUCUGUCUUUGGAACGCAAGCAAGAUUUGUCAAAGUUUUCAGGUAGUUCCAAAAUAUUUCCAUCUCAUGGGCACAAAGGUAAAACUUCUCAUAAAGAUCAAUCGGAUUCCUCAUCGGAUCGUGAAGGCGGGCGAACAUUGCCCCCAGAAAAGGUACAGUCUGCAGGGCAUGCAGCUAGACCAAGGCGAGCCGGGCAUAAAAACAGGUCUGGUUCCUCCUCCAAAAGUGAAAAUGAAUCCAGCUCCUCACAGAGUAAAGAGAGAGCUGGUUCUUCAUCAGACUCUGAUUACAGAGCGAAACAAUUACCAAAGAGAGGUAGAUCGAGACCGAGUUCGGUAGAGAAAGUGAAAAGAUUUUCUCCACACAAAACUGGUUUACCAUCCUCUUCUGAGGGCAAAAUAAAGCCCUCACAGCACAGAAGUAGAUCUGACUCCUCCUCCGGGCGCGAGGAGUUCGAAUCCUCUAAAGUUAAGUCCAAACUUUCUGAAACUGAAACUGCUAAACACCAUAAGCAAAGAUUUGAAUCUUCAGAUGGUACGUCUAAAUCCAUUCUACCUGGACCAAGAUCAUUAUCUGGACAGUCUAAAGUUUGUUCAGGGUCCUCUUCGGAUAGCCAGCACAGAAGUAGACUGCCACAAACCCGAUCUAGUUCAAGGUCAUCCUCCGAACGCCAGCCCAGAAGUAGGCGACCACCAACAAGAGACAGCUCAGGUUCUUCUACGGAACGUCAACAUAAAAGUAAAAAAGCAGAACUCGGAGGUAGUUCUGGGUCAUCACCAGAGAAAUGUUCUACGUUGAAAGCAUAUCCACAUAGGGAGAGUUCAGGAUCAUCAACUGAAAGGACCACAAAAUCUAGACCACAACAAAGCAAAACUAGUUCUGAUUUAUCAUUGAUGCAACGUAAUCAACACAGAUCUAGCUCUCAUUCCUCAUCUGGCUCAAAGUCACCAACGUCUCAUGGUAACAAAGCUGCUUCUAGAUCAUCGGAGUGUGAACCAAAGUCAAGGUCAUCCCAACAUAGGAGUGGUCCUAUAUCGGAGCAGGAGUUGAAAUCUAAGCUGUCACAAAGAAAAAGUAGUUUUAGAGCAUUAGAAAUGGAACCCAGUGGUGUAUCCCACAGAUCUAAAUCAAGUUCUGGCUCAUCACCAGGACAGGACUCUAAAUCCAGGCAAUCUCGAGAGAAAUCUGUUGCAUCAAAAACUUCACAGGGCAAAAUGACUUCAGGGUCAUCCUCUGAUAGCGAUUCCAGGUCUGAGACAUCUGUGCACAAGCUGCGGUCUUCUGCACAGGAUAAGCACACAGAACCACCUUCAGAUAAAAAGUCUCCUCAACACCGAUCAGACUGUGAAGAGAAGACCAAGUCACCAUUGUAUAACAUGGGGUUUGUGCAUUCUUGGCCUAAAGUGAAAUCUUCUGAUGACAUUUUGUUGAGGGCAGAUUCUCCAUUAGAGAAGUCACAAAAAUGUGAAACUCCUCCACUUGCUACUAAAAAUGAAUCUUCACGUUGGGAUAAUGUAAGAAGCCGUUCCAAGAGCAAAAUGACUUAUGAUAGUUCUGAUGCUAAAUGUCAUCCUUUACCUGCAGGAGUAACUAAUAAAGCAUUAAUGGCUUUGGCCCCUGAUACCAAUGGCACAGGAUCCAGCCUAACGGUGCCUAAAUUGUACAGGAAUAGUUUGGAUGAUCUGCCUGACCUGGAGUCAAAGGCCUCCCCAGUUUUCCCACCUAAGGAAGCUUCAAUUAAUCAAAGCAAACCAUCUGAUCAUGAUGCGUCUGUGGAUGAAUCCCCACCAAAAAAUCCAGACUCUUCUCCAGAUCCAAAGGUUGCACAGAAAAGAUCAACUAAGAGAGAGAAAUCAACUUCCUCAUCCUCUUCAUCGUCCUCUUCAUCGUCGUCCUCGUCAUCAUCUUCAACAUCCUCAUCCUCCUCUUCCUCUUCGUCAUCCUCUUCAGAAGAGGAUGAUGAAGAAAGUUCUGUACAGGUGCAGAAAGUUACUUCACCUCCUUCAAAAAAGCUACGGACCAGCCAUGACCAUUCUGCGUCCAGUCCUUCACCAACGCGGAAGCCUUUGAAAACCGUAAGGUCGUCUGUGUCACCUGCUGCUUGGGACUUAUCUGAUGAAAAAUAUGUAGGGGUAUACCAUAGUGGAUUAAAAUCCCUUUCUGUGGCUGCUGAUGCAUGUCUGAGUGCUGGUAAAAGUCCAGACGACUUGGCAGAAAAAGCUGCAUCCAACACGAUUAAUAUAAGAGCUUCUCCUGAGAAGCUGGAGACUGAAUCCACAAAUCUGAAUAUUGUUGCGUCUCCCAGAAGUUACAAGGAGUGUUUAACUAUUACUGGGAAAAGUUCAGCUAAAAUUCCAGCUCAAGAAGUAUGCUCCUCUCCAAGAAUAAGCAGUCCUAUUGCAUCAAGUGGAGAAUGCAAAGCCCUUGCAAAGAGUCACUCAGAGUCUCCAAACAAUCAUCAAGAUGACUACUCUCCCGGACAGGCCAGUUCCCCUCUGCCUGUUAUAUGUAGAAGAACAGAUCCUUCUGAUAGUCCAUCCACAAAACAACUGGAGAAGAUUGAAUCCGUAAGGCAGGAUCUUGUGCUUGAACAGAAAUCGCCUCCUGAUAGUCCGAAGUCCCCAUCUUCUUUGAAGCGCAGCAGCUCAGUUUCAUCUUCUGAAGACAGCAGUUCAGACUCUUCAAGCCAGCUCAGCCAUUCUGAAGAGAGUGUUUCUCCCCAUCGUCAAAGGGUUCCAAUGCCCGAUCCUCCCCCUAUACGGCGCAUUGCAUCACCAGCUAAAAGAGCGAGUUCUCCUCAAUCGCCUAGACGUGAAGCCUUCAGGUCGGGAGCUGUACGUGAGAAAGUAAGACGCAGCCGUUCUCAUUCAUCAUCUAGGUCACCAGUGAGGAAAGAAGUCUCACGGCCAGUAAGCAAGGAUUUGCACCAACAGAGAAGACGAUCACUGUCACGGUCUCCUACUAAAAAAGGUCUGUCUAAAACGCCACCCCGGCGCAGAACACCGCCACGAGCCUUUAGGUCUCGUUCGCGUUCUAGGACAGACCGAUACUCGCGUAGAAAUCGGUCACGAUCACCUGCAAGGCGUUCACCAUCCUGGCAAGACCGUAGAAGAUGGGUGCGUCGCAGAUCUCCUUCGUCUCCCAGGCGAGGACGUUCCGGGUCUCGCUCACGUGUUGACCGUGCAUGGCGUUCUCAUCGCGACCGUUCUGGGUCUUCACCUUGGAGAGGUAGAUCGAGGUCUUUAUCAAGACACGAACCUUCUCGUUAUUCCCAUCGGGGUAAUUCCAGAUCUUCCCCAAGAAGAUCCCGAUCACCACGCAGACGUGACAGGCCCCUUAAUUACUACCAAAGGGAGAGGUCUACGUCCUCAUCAAGACGUAGGAGACCUUGGAGCCCACAGAGGAGAUCCCGGUCAUCCGAGAGGAGGAGGCCAAAGUCCCGUUCACCUGCAAGGUAUAAGACCGCUCAGAGCAGCAAGGUGGCUGCUUACUCUAGACACAGCCGAUCACCAUCACCCCCUGGUCGAGACAGGCCAAAAGGGCAUGGAAGGUCCAAAUCUCCAAGGGCAGACAAAUACGAACUACACCCAAGAAGUUCUCGUUCACCAGCAAGAACGUCUAGCCCACCUGCAAAACCAACGCAUUCAGCCUCCCUAUCGCUUUCCACCGCUGUGCACCGCAGCCAGCUAGAGGUUUCCCAGAAGCUGCAGUCCCCAUCUCCACCACAACUGGAGAAGCACACAGACAGGCUGACAGUAAGCCCCACCCAGGGAGACCCAGUGACCCUGGAUGAAGGACAUUCUGCUAGUAAGACAGAAUCUCCCGAGACCAGUAGUUCAUUCUCUCACCCACAGCCAGCUGUAGAUGAACGUAGCAGGUCUCCUCCGCGGCUGCUCAGAGCCCACACUGCCCCCAAUACUCCUCCGUCUUCUCGAAGCCUGCAGGACAAUUUUGAACUGGACUCUAGCGUGACUCUCGGCAGUAGCCAAAAAGUGGAAGCAGAAGUGUCAGCCAGCGCAGUGGCAGAGAACGUAGAUGGAGGCGAGUGCUCGUUAUCUCCACACAAUGUUAUUGUUUGCUCCAAAGAAGGUGAACAGGCCACGGAUUUGAGUGCCCCAUCAAGGAAAGCCCAGAAACUGACAAGUCCAACCAAGAUCCCAUCUGCACAAUCUGAGCCGGAAGUGACCCACCAAAAGGCGGCCUCUGUCCCGGACACCGCUGCAGAUCCUGAAAGCUCACUGCCCGCUGAGUAUCACAAGACAAAGGGAGAAUCCCGACGUUCCCGAAGCUCAAGCACCUCUUCAUCCUCAUCAUCUUCAUCAAGCUCUUCAUCCGAUUCUGACUCCUCCUCCUCUUCAUCUUCCUCAUCCUCCUCUUCCUCUUCUCAAAAGAAAGGUGCUCCAACCGAUAAGAGGCGGUCACGGAGUCCUCGGAAACCCAUUGAUUCCCUGCGGGAUUCUCGUUCCCUGAGCUACUCUCCGGCAGAGCGACGGCGCGCUCCAUCUCCCGCACCACGCCAGAGGGACCGAGAAUCCCGGAGAGGCCCCAGCUCCCCUGAGAGGAAGCGCAGGAGGGAGACUCACGGGUCCAGGUUCUCACAGCGGAGGUCCAGGUCCCCCUGAUUGGUCAUCUCCUCUCGUACUUCAUCUCUACCAACCAAGGACCUGGACUUUUCAGGAGCCCACUUCCCGUUACCUACCAAGGGUACAUUCAUCCAUUCUCCUUGGCUCUGGGGAUUUUAGGGAGCGGACAGAUUGUUGGGGAUUUGCCUCUCCACGUCAGACGGCAGAAUUCGGGACAUUUUCUGUCACCCCUGUGUGGAACUCUUUGCUGCCCCGUCUUCCGCUAGUGAACUGGUUUUGGCACAAUGUCACUCCUCCGUGGUUGUUUUGGACAAGUGCCACUGCCCCCCUUUCUCGAGGUGAUGGUGCCCAACGUGCCCUCCCACCCUUUUUGUUCUGCAUAGGCAGUUUCGUAAGAAGUGAAUUGAAACAGUGAAACUUCUGUUGUGUUUUUUUUUUGUUUAAUUUUUUUUCUUUUUUUUUUUUUUGUAAUCUGUACAGCAAGAAUUCUUUCUGUCAAUAAAAGAUUGUGCACAGCCGGGA
Pseudophryne corroboree (corroboree frog) is the source of this 8283-nucleotide messenger RNA. RefSeq names its product serine/arginine repetitive matrix protein 2-like. The record is from RefSeq and is a predicted model, not a curated record. NCBI's taxonomy places the organism in Eukaryota, Metazoa, Chordata, Amphibia, Anura, Myobatrachidae. Gene Ontology annotation, molecular function: mRNA binding. The transcript is spliced from 15 exons. The coding region runs from base 1 to 7800 and encodes 2599 amino acids.